AUUUAAGGUACGGCGCCAAAUUUCAAUUUUUUCUUGGCGAUAUAUCGCCAAAUAUGGUAAACCCUGCUUGACCGGUGGCUAUCCUAUUACAACCCUAAAUUGGUCUGUUCUGCAAGGGUCAGGGGUUGGAGAUAUCCCAGUCCAGGUCAUUCUAGCUCAAGCCAGGCUUCUUUCCAUAUUGCUAUGUUGGAGGUAGCCCACACCGAGCGGGAACUCCGUCAAUCAUUGCUAUCUAAUUCGCUCUUUUCGACUUGUCUCGCCGUUAGGGUGUUCCUUUCGUCGAUAGGGUUAGUUUGCGAACACGUGCUUCUCGUGUUGGGUGCUGUCGCUAAAAAUUGCCUCGUUUUCAAAUCCAAAAAAAAUUCGAUGACGAUGCUGGUUUGUAUUAUGACUAGAUUGUUUAUGCUCAGAGUGGUUUGAUUAGAGAUCAUCGGAUAGCAGAUCUAUCUUUGAAUCUAGAUCUGCUAACCGAUACAGAUCCAACAUGGAAGUAGGUUGGUUGGUUGAUGGAGUUUAUUGGCGCAAGAACCAUUUCUGAUUAAACUGUGCCAAAACAAGGAAGUAGGAAAGCUUCCAUUAUGACAAAUUUAAUAUAUUGCCUUCAGUUCUGGUAUUGGGAAAAGUCUUUCUGAAUAGUACAAGAUGCUUUGAUAUGUACUAAUUUAAAUGCUUGAUGAUAAAGAGAAUUUUGCCCUACAGGAGGAAGAUUCUUCUUUGUGUUCAUACCAAUAUUUACAAUGCUUAAUAAAGAAAAAUUCUCUAUUGGAAGCCUUAUCCCUGUUGUGGGACUCUCUACCACCAAGUCUGAAGAAAGGAAAGACACGAGUAACAAAAAGAGAAGCUCUGAGUAUUAUAUUAAAAAACAUAAGAAAGCUACCCAAUUUAUUAAACAAAUGUGACUCUUUAUUAGAAGAUAAUAAACUAAAGGAUAAUAAAUUGAAAGAAUUGGAACUUGAAUAUGAAUCUUUAUUGGAUGAAAAGGAACUGUUAACAAAUACGGAGACAUUUUUAUCAAAGGAAAGGGCUCGAUAUGCAAAGAAAGUUGCCGAAGCAGAAAAGAAGAUAAGCAAUUAUCAACGAACUUUUAAACGAAUUAAAUCAUUGGUUUUUGAAUUAGAUCUGGAACUGAAUUCGAGAAACAGCCACAAUUCAAGAACUUUAGGUGAAGAGAAUCAUUUUAUUCAUUUUGGAAAUAGAAGGAGAGCUCGUCGUUUAAUUUUACGAUUAAAACGCCUAGUAAAUACUAUAAGCAGUUGGAAUUCAGACAUCUGUAGCAAGGAUGGACAUUCUGUUCCUUUUCUAAGGGAAAAGGAAACUAGAAAGGUAUGUGAAAGACAUUUUAAAGAUGGUGAAGUGCUUUACAGAACUAUUUUCUACAAUGAAAGUACUGGGGACACAUUAUCUUCUCCUCUGAAGAAGUCCCGGCUGAAAGAAAAUGCUGUGCUAAGUAUUUUUCCUGGCUGCCCAACAUAUUUGUUAUCAUCAACAUAAAAAUAAUUGUUUAUUAAUCACAUUUUAAUAGUAUUUCUAUUUUGUAUAUGUACGAGUUCUGAAUAAUUGUUUUUUU
Molecule: messenger RNA, 1567 nt
Organism: Argiope bruennichi
Lineage: Eukaryota; Metazoa; Arthropoda; Arachnida; Araneae; Araneidae
Exons: 7
Coding region: 667-1491 (274 amino acids)
Source: RefSeq, a predicted model, not a curated record